AAAAAAAGACAGUUAAUAAUCAGUGAAGCUUUGCUUACUCUCGCAGCAGAGCCAAGGAGUGAGGCAUGGCUUCUUCUUCUACCUUCCUUACAGUCCUUCUCUUCCUCCUUUUCACCCUCUUCUCCCUUCACGUUCACGCCACCAAAAAAGUUGUCAUUCCAGAAGACGGUUUCACCGUCGCCACCGUACUCGACGGCCACAAGGUCAGCAUCAAGCCCCAUUCCAUCCUCCAGCGACCCGGUUCCUCCGAUCUCAUUGUCCUCGAUUUCCCAAACAGCGCUUUCUACACCGUUCAAUUCCCCAUAUCCCAAGAAAGCGUUUUCACUAGGUUUUGUGGAACUGGGUCUCUCGGGUAUUCCGAUGGUGAAUUGGGUUCAGCUCAGUUUGACAGACCCAAAAGCUUUGCCGUUGAUCUAAGAGGGAAUGUGUAUGUUGCUGACAUUUAUAACCAGGUGAUAAGGAAAGUCAGCGCCAAUGGUGUUACCACAAUUGCUGGAGGUUUCUCAGAAAAGUCAAGCAGCAAGGGUGGAUCUGCCCAAAAUGUAUCAUUUUCAAAUAAUUUUGAUCUGACUUUCAUUCCUGGCCAAUGUGCUUUGCUGGUGUUAGAUCAUGGGCAUCAAUUGGUCCAUCAGAUUAAUUUGAAGGAGGAAGAUUGUACCUUUGGAUCUAAAUCUGGGCUAGGUGCAGUUAUGAUUUGGACUCUAGGGUUAGGACUUUCAUGUCUACUUGGCUUAGUAAUUGGGAUUGCUAUCCGCCCAUAUAUAUUCCGUCAUAAAGGUUCCAGCCCUUACCAUUUCAUCGAGACAUGGAAGCAUUGCCUAACCAGUCUGGGGAAGUUAGCACUGACACUCUACUGCGGCAUCAAAAGCGCAAUUGCUAGCUGUAGUUGCUCCUAUGUUUACACAACCUUGAUGAGACUUUGGAGAUUAUGUCUCUCUCAUCUUGUUCUAAUGUUUAGAAUCAACAUAGUUUCUCCAAGGCCACAUCUAAAAUCUGUGUCUUUGCUAGAUUUAGAUGCCUGCAAUAGUGGUGAGAUAACAAAGUCAGGCAAGUAUUAUGACCAAUUAAAGGACUUGAUGAGUUUUGAUGAACACCUUGUGGAUUCUACCAACACAACCUUCAACCAUGGAGCUGAUGUCAUGAUACAGUCUAACACGGGUUUUGUAGAGGCACAUAAAGAUAACAAUCUUCAUCAAGGGUCAUCUGUGUGUAAUUUGGGUAUUGUGAAGCGAAGAUGAAGUUAUAUGUAAGACAGUACAAUGUUAUGUAUUGCUUUAUGUUAAACAAUCAAGCAAAUAUAUAAAUGCUAGGUUAUCUAGUUGGAACUAUUGUCAGAAUGUUUAUACGAUGGUAGAGGUUGUGAAGUUAAGUCUGGGUUUGUAAAUUAAGAGAAGUAAAUUUGAUCAUUAAGUAUA
This is a messenger RNA of Gastrolobium bilobum, 1415 nucleotides long. RefSeq lists its product as uncharacterized. The record is from RefSeq and is a predicted model, not a curated record. Bases 66 to 1238 code for a protein of 390 amino acids. The transcript has 6 exons. Lineage: Eukaryota; Viridiplantae; Streptophyta; Magnoliopsida; Fabales; Fabaceae.